Messenger RNA from Fusarium coffeatum, 2820 nucleotides. RefSeq lists its product as uncharacterized. The transcript is spliced from 5 exons. Gene Ontology annotation, molecular function: methylenetetrahydrofolate dehydrogenase (NADP+) activity; methenyltetrahydrofolate cyclohydrolase activity; ATP binding. The record is from RefSeq and is a predicted model, not a curated record. The coding region runs from base 1 to 2820 and encodes 939 amino acids. NCBI's taxonomy places the organism in Eukaryota, Fungi, Ascomycota, Sordariomycetes, Hypocreales, Nectriaceae. Gene Ontology annotation, biological process: tetrahydrofolate interconversion. Gene Ontology annotation, cellular component: cytosol.
AUGGUUGCUACAAAGCUCGACGGCAAUGCUAUUGCCAAGUCGAUCAGGGAGAAGCUCUGUGCUGAGGUGACCGAGAAGCAGAAGCUCAACCCCAGGUUCAAGCCCUGCCUCAAGAUCAUCCAAGUGGGUGAUCGAUCAGACUCCUCUACCUAUGUUCGCAUGAAGCUGAAGGCUGCUGCAGAGGCUAGCAUUGACAGUCAACUGCUUCAAUACCCUGAGACUAUCUCAGAGGCAGAGCUCCUUGAUCAUAUUCGCCAGUACAAUAACGACCCCGCUGUUCAUGGCAUUUUGGUUCAACUCCCUCUUCCCAAGCACAUCUCUGAGUACAUCAUCACGUCAUUUGUGGCAGAUGAGAAGGAUGUCGACGGCUUUGGCACCAAGAACAUUGGAGAGCUUGCUAAGAGGGGCGGCAAGCCUCUUUUCAUUCCUUGCACACCCAAGGGUUGCAUGAUUCUCCUUAAGGAGUCUGGUAUUGACCUGAAGGGAAAGAACGCCGUUGUCCUUGGAAGAAGUGAUAUUGUCGGUAGUCCCGUGAGCUAUCUCUUGCGAAACGCCGACGCCACUGUUACCGUUGUUCACUCCAAGACGCAAAACAUUGAGCAACAUGUUCGAAAUGCAGAUGUUAUCGUCGCCGCUAUCGGUCAGCCUUUCUUUGUCCAGGGCAGCUGGAUCAAACCUGGUGCUGUUGUCAUCGACGUGGGAACUAACUUCAUCCCCGAUUCCACCAAGAAGUCUGGUCAGCGACUCGUUGGUGAUGUGGACUAUGCUGCUGCCUCCGAGGUUGCUUCCGCCAUCACUCCAGUUCCUGGCGGUGUCGGACCCAUGACGGUUGCCAUGUUGAUGCAGAACGUUGUUGAUGCCACAACCUGGUACUUCGAGUCUCAGAAGCUUCGAAAGACCAUCCCUCUACCCCUGAAGCUGGAGGAUCCCGUUCCUUCAGAUAUCGCCGUCUCGCGAGCACAAACACCCAAGGACAUCACCCGUAUUGCCUCAGAGAUUGGCAUUGCGCCUCACGAGCUGGAGCCCUAUGGCGCAUACAAGGCCAAGGUUGACCUUGGUCUCAUGCAACGACUGGAGCACCGAAGAAACGGUCGCUAUGUUGUUGUCACCGGUAUCACUCCCACCCCUCUUGGUGAGGGCAAGUCCACAACAACCAUGGGCUUGGCUCAGGCGCUGGGAGCUCAUGUUGGACGCUUGACAUUUGCCAACGUACGACAGCCCAGCCAGGGCCCCACCUUUGGUAUCAAGGGAGGCGCCGCCGGAGGAGGCUACAGUCAGGUCAUCCCUAUGGAUGAAUUCAACAUGCAUUUGACUGGCGACAUCCACGCCAUUACUGCCGCCAACAACUUGCUAGCGGCUGCUAUUGAGACUCGCAUCUUCCACGAGAAUACCCAGAAGGAUGGCCCCCUGUACAAGCGACUAGUCCCUGCUAAGAAUGGCGAGAGAAAGUUCGCCCCUGUUAUGUUCCGCCGAUUGAAGAAGCUCGGAAUCGAGAAGACCAACCCCGAUGACCUGACCGAAGACGAGAUCCACCGAUUCGCUCGACUAGACAUCGACCCUGAGACUAUCACCUGGAGACGAGUUCUCGACGUCAAUGAUCGUCACCUGCGAGGCAUCACGGUGGGCACCGCCCCUACUGAGAAGGGCCAGACCCGAGAGACUGGCUUCGACAUCACUGUCGCUAGCGAGUGUAUGGCUAUCCUCGCACUCAGCAACGACUUGGCUGAGAUGCGUGAGCGCCUGGGAUCAAUGGUCGUAGCCACGUCACGAAAUGGCGACACUGUCACAGCCGACGAUAUCGGUGCUGGUGGUGCCCUCACUGCUCUCAUGAAGGAUGCCAUCAAGCCUAACCUCAUGCAAACCCUUGAGGGUACUCCUGUCUUUGUCCACGCUGGUCCCUUUGCCAACAUUAGCAUUGGACAGAGCUCCAUCCUUGCUGACAAGCUUGCCCUGAAGCUUGCUGGUACUGAGGCUGAUGAGGAUCACAGCGAGAAGGCCGGUUUCGUAGUUACUGAGGCUGGUUUCGACUUCACUAUGGGAGGUGAACGAUUCUUCAACAUCAAGUGCCGCACCUCUGGACUUACUCCCGAUGUCGUUGUCAUCGUUGCUACAGUCCGAGCUCUCAAGGUUCAUGGUGGUGCUCCUCCUAUUGCCCCUGGUGCUGCCCUCAGCCCCGUCUACAAGGAGGAGAAUGUCGACAUUCUGCGCGCUGGUUGCGUGAACCUCAAGAAGCAGAUUGCCAACGCCAAGUCAUUUGGUAUCCCCGUCGUCGUGGCAAUCAACAAGUUUGUGACUGACACCGAUGCUGAAAUCGCUGUCAUUCGUGAAGAGGCAGUCUCAGCUGGUGCUGAGGAUGCUAUCUUGUCUAACCACUGGGCUGAGGGUGGUAAGGGUGCCGUCGACCUGGCUCACGGUGUUAUUGCGGCUGCCGAUAAGCCCAAGGAUCUCCAGUUCACCUACGAUCUCAAGGGAACUGUCCACGAGCGCCUUGAGGCUAUUGGAAAGAAAAUGUACGGCGCCGAGAAGGUCGAGCUCAGCGAACUUGCUCAGAAGAAGGUCGAUACAUACACCCGUCAAGGAUACGGCCACUUGCCCAUCUGCGUGGCCAAGACGCAAUACUCUCUCUCUCACGAUCCCGACCUGAAGGGUGCUCCUACUGGCUUUACGAUCCCCAUUCGCGACGUCAGGAUGGCCGCUGGAGCAGGAUAUCUGUACGCACUUGCUGCUGAUAUCCAAACUAUCCCCGGUCUGCCAACAGCCCCUGGAUACCUCAAUGUUGAUGUCAACGUGGAGACAGGCGAGAUCGAAGGUCUGUUUUAA